UAUUUUUUCCUAUUCCAGUGUAUUGAAUAUAAAAUAAUAGGAUAGUCUAUGACUGAAACUGUUACCGGAUUACUUUUCAGGAAUGCGUAGGUAGGUUAGGCGUUGGCCGUGUUGCAAUGAAUGACAAUAAAACAUGCAAUUAUGUUUUAUAUAUUUAUUCGAGAAAAACGUGCAAUAAAAAGAAUAUAUAUUUAUGUUUAGCAAGUUUUGAUGUACACCAUUCAAGAGCUGAAUAGAAGAAGGGACUAGUUUGUUUGAGUUGAACCGAAUAUGGCAGCAACAUUGAGUCUUCCUAUCAUUGACCUCUCUUCGCCCCAUCGUCUUUCCACCGCCAAUUCCAUCCGUCAGGCAUGCGUGGAGUAUGGCUUCUUUUACCUUGUGAACCACGGGGUGGACACAGAGUUUAUGAAGAAAGUGUUCGGCCACAGUACCAAGUUCUUCUCACUUCCUCUCCAACACAAAAUGGACUUGGCCCGCAAGGACUACAGAGGCUACACUCCUCUCUAUGCUGAGACUCUUCACCCUACUUCGCUCUCCAAAGGUGAUCCAAAAGAGAGUUAUUACAUUGGCUCUGUAGAAGAUACCUCUAUUGCUCAUCUCAAUCAGUGGCCUUCUGAAGAGUUACUGCCAAACUGGAGACCUACAAUGGAAUCCUUGUUUUGGAAACUAGUUACAGCUGGAAAAGAGCUGCUGUCUCUCAUUGCCCUGUCCUUGAAUCUGGAUGAAAAUUACUUUGAGAAGAUAGGCGCCUCAAACAAACCAUCAGCCUUUCUUCGCCUUUUGCACUAUCCAGGUAAAUUGGGAUCGGAUGAAGAGAUAUAUGGUGCCUCUCCUCAUUCAGAUUAUGGCAUGAUCACUCUCCUAAUGACUGAUGGUGUUCCCGGACUGCAGAUCUGCAAGGAGAAAUUAAAUCAACCUCAAGUCUGGGAGGAUGUGUCUCAUGUAGAAGGGGCCUUAAUAGUGAACAUUGGUGACUUAAUGGAGAGAUGGACAAAUUGUUUAUACAGAUCAACACUUCACAGGGUUAUGCCAACAGGAAAAGAACGUUAUUCUGUUGCAUUCUUCUUCGACCCGCCCUCAGAUUGUGUAGUGGAAUGCUUUGAAAGUUGCUGCAGUGAAUCAUCUCCUCCCAGAUUCCCUCCAAUACGCAGUGGGGACUACUUGAAUGAACGGUUCAGACUCACAUAUGGUUCUGAAAGGGAACUAAAAUGCUCUAUCCAGUUAAAGAACUAAAGCCUGUACUUAUGGGAUGCUAACACAUUUUCACAUUAGUGACAAAUGUGAAAAUAUGUGGAGUGCAUAGACAUUUCAGAAAAUUGUUAAAUUAAUUUGCGAAAAGUGUUCAAUGAUUGUUUGUGGCUGUGUUUGCAUGGUUGUUUAAAUGAGAUCGAACCUAUUGUUAUUGCUUUUGUUGUUGAUAUUAUAUUUAGUAUAAAACUUUAUUU
This is a messenger RNA of Cajanus cajan (pigeon pea), 1445 nucleotides long. Its product is annotated as kihadalactone A synthase LFS. The record is from RefSeq and is a predicted model, not a curated record. Lineage: Eukaryota; Viridiplantae; Streptophyta; Magnoliopsida; Fabales; Fabaceae.